Molecule: messenger RNA, 1350 nt
Organism: Exaiptasia diaphana
Lineage: Eukaryota; Metazoa; Cnidaria; Anthozoa; Actiniaria; Aiptasiidae
Product: homeobox protein ceh-9
Exons: 2
Coding region: 55-627 (190 amino acids)
Biological process (GO): regulation of DNA-templated transcription
Molecular function (GO): sequence-specific DNA binding; DNA-binding transcription factor activity, RNA polymerase II-specific
Source: RefSeq, a predicted model, not a curated record
AUUGCAUCAUAUGGGAGGUCUGUGUAAGCACAACAACUUCUUGUGCCGAAAAACAUGUUUUCUGCAGUUCCAGUUAUCUACUGCAACUGUGAGAAUAACACGCUUGGUCAAUGUACCGCGGUUAAAAGUACAUGGAGCUCYGGUUGUUAUUAUCAGCAUUAUCAACCUAACUUUAACAGGAGGUAUUUUAGAGCGCAUUCUUUGCAAAGUCCUUUCACACGUACGGAGCAUGUUGAACACGACCCAAAACCAGCCAAUAUCAGCAGAAGGCUCAAGUUUGGCAUUGACAACAUYUUGAACUCAGACCAUCAUUCAAGRCUUAAAAAGAAUGAAAAUUUCACAAUGCAUGACAGCUUCUGCAAGACUCCUCAACGACGCCGACCAUGGUCACGACCGGUAUUCACGCAACUCCAAAGAAGAGGCUUAGAAAAGAGAUUUCAAGUACAAAAAUACAUAACUAAACAUGAUCGAUAUCAGCUAGCAGCAAUGCUUGGACUGUCAGAAACACAGGUAAAAGUGUGGUUUCAAAAUCGACGUACGAAAUGGCGCCAGGACUUGAGGGACACUGACCGCACUGAUGACAAAGAGGACGAAARCAGAACUGACUUAGAACAAGAGAAAGACUGAUUGAAAGACUGAAUAAGAACCAGUACCAGACAUUCGACGUUCCAGCACAUUUUAUGAGAUGUAGUCGUUCAGUAAUCGGAGAUGAACUCUAGACUAGUUAUCCCAAGUGCACGCUAGCAAGCUUCGCAAGCCGACUCUAUUUUUAAUCUUCAUUGUCUUCAAUGCAAGUUUUCAUAAGAAGUGAGAUAAUCGGAUUUGGAUUUUUUCAAGUCAUUUGCAUUUGCAAUAAAAGUAGAAUAAAUCCCUGUUACAUGCAAUGCCUUGUAUGCACAAAGCAGCCUUUAUUGUACUAGGAAAUCGAAGCUAUACCAUGUCGAACUUUCAGCACUUCUUAUAUCUUACAACAAACCAUUUUAGCGAUCUCUUUGUUAGCCUCAAAACCAUGUAAAAUUCUUUUAUUCACAAACAUCCCGUGCAAAUGCAAGAGAUCCGUGGUAUAGAAGACAAUGGUGAUUCAGUGGAACUGAUGUUUGAAAUUUCACGAUUUUUAUCAAGAUUUCUGAAUAUUUUGCACACAAUUGAGGCUAACACAGUGUAAAAUACUGAGAACACGAAACUCAACUAUUGGAAAAGGUUUUUUGAAUAGGUAAUUAUUGUCUUUUCUAAAGAUCAGACAAUUUAUGUAUACGGUCUCCUUCGCAGACUACCAUUUUUGUCGGGCUUAAAAGUGUAGCGAAAGGAAUUGAUGUGUCAUUGUUAUUUCCUCSCGUUGGUUUGAUAAUA